CGGUUGAUUGAACUUUCUAGGCGUCUUCUCACCCCCAACGAGCCAAUUGAUCUCUCGUUGCGUAAGGGAAGCUCACAAUGUCUUCAACAACAGUCGCAAAGGCAGCGCAAGCUGCCCAGCGGGUGAUACCUGUCCACAAAGUAAGCUUUUUGCAGUUGCCCUGCUCUCACGGCGAGCGCCCCAUUUGACCUUCGCACCCCAGAAAUUAUCUCAACACCAGCUAACAGUAUCGCAGAAACAAACUAUGCAGUCCACGGGAAUUUGGGAACGUAUCCGCCGCGUCCUCGCCGUCUCCCCCGAGCGCUCCAAUGGUGUCCCUCUCAAACAUUUCCGCAACCCACCACCUGGAUCCAAUGACCCCCUCUCCUUCGAAGACCCCGUCACCCUCCCCGCCGGCGACAUCGCCGAGAACCCAUACUGGAAGCGCGACUCCCGGCGUUCGUAUCCACAGCUGUCGUUCGUUACGCAGGGCGAUGUGGUUGGUCUCUUGAGCUUGGGCAAUGCGAGCGCACCGAAGAAGGAACUGAUUGGUGAGGCGGGAACUCAGGCUUUGGUGCAGGUUAAGGAGGAGGGUGAGGGUGGACUGGCGAAGUACUUUGAGAAGGGGGGCAAGAGUGCUACAUUGGCUGCGCUUGGGAAGGAUGGAUUACCCCCGUUGCCUAGUGGGUUGAGCCUUAAGGCUGGGGCAGAUAAGUACAACUUGACGGCGGAAAAUGCUUAUCCUGAAGAAUAUCCUUGUCGAACAUUCCAAUAGAGGGGCAGAACGGUGUUGUUUGCUUUGUAUAUAAGAAAUGGAUCAUUUUCACAGGAC
Messenger RNA from Cadophora gregata, 811 nucleotides. RefSeq lists its product as uncharacterized. The record is from RefSeq and is a predicted model, not a curated record. The transcript is spliced from 2 exons. Bases 245 to 754 code for a protein of 169 amino acids. NCBI's taxonomy places the organism in Eukaryota, Fungi, Ascomycota, Leotiomycetes, Helotiales, Ploettnerulaceae.